This is a messenger RNA of Didymodactylos carnosus, 318 nucleotides long. Lineage: Eukaryota; Metazoa; Rotifera; Eurotatoria; Philodinida; Philodinidae. The record is from the annotation of a GenBank genome assembly.
AUGUAUAAAUCAAUUUGUGAACAAACAUCAUUCAUACCAAUAUCAGACUCGAGUUUAUAUCGUAUUUUAAGACCAAGUCAAUUGAAAACUUUAAGUGGUCUUGAUAAUGUUACAACUGAUGGACUAGAAGCUUAUUCUACUAUUGAAAAUCGUUUAUCACAACUAAAUUUAGAUCCUUCAAUUCAAAAUCGUAUUAAAUUUAAUCUUACUAAAUCUAGAUAUACACUGAAUAAUCAUAUAGAAAAAGGUGAUAAUAUUGAUAUAAAAAAUGAAUUACAAUAUGAUAUGCAUACAUCUCAGAAUUCAGUAAUUAAUUAG